Messenger RNA from Bombyx mori (domestic silkworm), 936 nucleotides. RefSeq names its product putative proline-rich receptor-like protein kinase PERK11-like (gene FaMeT7). The coding region runs from base 126 to 815 and encodes 229 amino acids. Lineage: Eukaryota; Metazoa; Arthropoda; Insecta; Lepidoptera; Bombycidae. The transcript has 5 exons. The record is from RefSeq and is marked provisional.
CUUGAAACAAAUAUAUGAGCGUUUGAGUCCACAUUCGCAGUUCAAAUUGUAUGAUUGUCUUACCAUCAUAAAAAACAUUGAUUUCUGUGCGUUUCUAAAAUAAGUGAACGUAUCUCUAAACAAAAAUGUCGAACAUUCCACCGAAUGGUCCCCCGCCUCCGCCGCCCUAUGGUUAUCCACCCCAUCCUGGAGGAUUCGCGUAUAUACCCAUGCCGGCCCCAGUGAUGAUGCCGAUGUACCCGCCGCCUGCACCUGAUCCAACACCGAACCCCACUUACGUCACUAAUUAUUAUUAUCCCCAUGCGCCUCCACCGCCACCUGCUACGACUACGCCGGACCCAGUCAGAGUUGUCGAAGAUUCAAACCCAAUUGAAUGGGUUCAGUCAUCGCCCAACACUGCUUCAACACUCACACAUAGAGCAUUCGUGGCUGGUAGAGAAGGCUGGGAUGGCAGCCCUCUCUGGGUGAUCAGAUCGCAUCAUAGCGGAGAACUGAUCCCCGGGAAACUAGCCAUCAAACACCGAUCGGCUUAUAUACCUCACGCGGGAAAAGAAAUCCCUGUCCAUAACUUUGAGGUUCUCUGUGCUCCUGGAAACGUCCUACGUUGGGUACCAGCAUCCAACGGUCAAGUUCCUGUAGGUGCGAUUCCAGCUGGCAACUCUCAUAGCGGAGAACCCUUGUAUAUUGCCAGGGUCAACCACCUGAAAUCUGUUACACCUGGGAAGGUUCAUCCCAGUCACGGAUGUUGCUAUAUCUCCUUUGGAGGCGAAGAAAUCCCCAUGAAGAAUUACGAAGUGCUCUGUAAAAUUGUGUGAAACAUAAGUAUUAUCUGACUUAUCCAAAGAAUAUUUGCGAUAUUCAUAAAAUUGCCGAUCUUAACAAAAAUUAAUAACAAUUUUUUGCAUUAUCAAAAUAAACAAAGUUGAAAUUCGGAAA